Messenger RNA from Parathielavia appendiculata, 507 nucleotides. RefSeq lists its product as uncharacterized. The record is from RefSeq and is a predicted model, not a curated record. NCBI's taxonomy places the organism in Eukaryota, Fungi, Ascomycota, Sordariomycetes, Sordariales, Chaetomiaceae. Bases 1 to 507 code for a protein of 168 amino acids. The transcript is spliced from 2 exons.
AUGGGCCUUUUCUCUCGUCACGCCGAACCGACGCCUCAGCCGCAACCUGUCUAUGAACAGCCGCCCAAGAAGCACGGCCUCUUCGGAUCCCGGCACCAAUCCCCACCGCGCUCCCACACGACAAACACCAGCCGAAGCGCCUACAGCGUCUCACCUGACCGCGACCGCGGCAGCGGCGGUGUCUUCCGCCGGUCGACGGACGCAAGCCACAACGGCAGCCACCGUAGCAGCGGCGGCCUGCUGCACCGGAGCUUCGGCAACGGCAACCGGGUCGACCUGGACCCCAGCAUCGUGCAGGCCCAGGAGCGCCUCCGGAACGCCGAGUCCGCCGAGAUGGAGGCCGACCGCGCCCUGAUCGCCGCCCGGGAGAGCGUCCGCGAGGCCCGCGAGCACGUCCGCCGGCUCGAGCUCGAGGCCCAGGAGGAGGCCCGCCGGGCAAAGAUCAAGCAGCACCACGCCAAGGAUCUCUCCAAGAGGGGGAAGCAGCUUGGACGAUACGGAAACUGA